AUGUUAGAGACAGUGGAAGUGGUCGGGAAUUCCUUGAAAUGCAACGAGAGAAAAAUCGACUUGGAUGAUAUAGUCGCUAUAUUGCCCAAUUUACCUCAACCUGGGUAUAUUGUCCUGUUCCUAGAGCGAGCUCAAGGAGAUGAAUCUUCUACACGCCUUCUAAAAACAAAUAUCUCGUCUCUACCAAGUGAGGCUGCCUUGUCUCAGUUGUUGACAGAGUUCCCAAUUCAUCUUCGACUUGAAAAGCCUGUCGAUGUCGUGAUUUCAACACGUUCUGGCACAGGCACCGCGAUGACGGUCUUUGAGAAUCUUCUUCAACCUCUUUUCACGUAUUUGGAUAUUGAUUAUCGGAUUCAUGAGACACAGUCUGAUCAAACGAUUGUCGAACUGUCUCAAACGCAGUUUUUGGAAAGAGCUUGCGCGGGGAUCUCCCAAAAUAUCGUACUUCUAUCCGGUGAUGGGGGCUUAAUUGACAUUGUCGAUGUCUUUUACAAAUCUACACAACAUUUACUGGUGUCACCACAUAUUUUCUUGAUUCCCUGUGGAACAGGAAAUGCCAUGGCUAGUUCAAUAGGACUCAGAUCUCCAGCCUCUGGCCUCACGGCAAUAUUCCGCGGACAACCAACUUCAGUCCCGAUAUUUGCCACAAAGUUAUCACUGGGUAGCCAGAUGGUAGCAGACGAGGGACGUCAACGAACUCCAAUAGACUUGACUCCGGAUUCCUCCCAUCGAAUAAUAUAUGGUGCCGUUGUGGCGAGCUGGGGCAUGCACGCAGCUUUAGUCGCAGAUAGCGAUACUGCCGAAUAUCGCAAAUUUGGAUCAGAGAGGUUCCAACUGGCAGCAAAAGAACUCCUAUAUCCUUCGGAUGGUGCAGAACCUCAUCGAUUCCAGGGCAGGAUAACCCUUACGGGUGCUCACCGGGAGGUCAUAGAAGACGAGCAUAUGUACGUGCUGGCUACACUUGUACCUCGUUUAGAGAAGGACUUCUUAAUAUCACCUGCUUCAGAGCCAUUGGGGGGAUCACUACGUUUGGUGCAUUUUGGUCCUUUACCCGCAGACGAGGCUAUGCGUCUUAUGGCUCUGGCCUACCAGGGGGGUCAACAUGUACUGGAUAAGCUAGUGACCUAUGUUGAAUUUGAAAAGAUGCGUAUCGAUUUCCAAGAAGGUCAAGAGAGAUGGAGACGAGUUUGCAUUGAUGGGAGGAUUGUUGCUAUCGAGGAGGGGGGCUGGAUAGAGAUUUGCAAGGAGCCACGACAGUUGUUGAAUGUAAUUAAGCCAUAA
Molecule: messenger RNA, 1281 nt
Organism: Penicillium taxi
Lineage: Eukaryota; Fungi; Ascomycota; Eurotiomycetes; Eurotiales; Aspergillaceae
Product: diacylglycerol/lipid kinase family protein
Exons: 1
Coding region: 1-1281 (426 amino acids)
Biological process (GO): sphingosine biosynthetic process
Cellular component (GO): cytoplasm; membrane; intracellular membrane-bounded organelle
Source: RefSeq, a predicted model, not a curated record